Molecule: messenger RNA, 1611 nt
Organism: Gilbertella persicaria
Lineage: Eukaryota; Fungi; Mucoromycota; Mucoromycetes; Mucorales; Choanephoraceae
Exons: 4
Coding region: 1-1611 (536 amino acids)
Biological process (GO): protein deubiquitination
Cellular component (GO): nucleus; cytosol
Molecular function (GO): cysteine-type endopeptidase activity; cysteine-type deubiquitinase activity
Source: RefSeq, a predicted model, not a curated record
AUGAGAAUCCCUCAACUGAUGAUGUAUAUUCGACCUCAAGAAUACUAUGAUAACCUAUCCAAAAAAUUAAAUGAAAGUACACUGGCAAAGACCUCAGCAGAAGCAGCUAUUUGCCUCAGUUCUGGCUUGGAUGCCAGUGAUGAAACUGCGCUUGUGUCCGGUCUUGUCAACACGGGCAAUUCUUGCUUUCUCAACUCAGUAUUGCAGGCCAUGUCUUCUUUACCCCAAUUACAUCUUUAUCUAGCACAAGUCAAUUAUGUAUCCACAGGCAUUUCAUUACCAGUCACUCGAUCUUUACUCAAAACAAUUCGAUCCCUCGCUAAACCACUUGAGAAACGUACUUCAUUUCGCCCUGUCGAUAUUGUAACAGCACUCUCUUCUAAUCGUCGUAUCAUCAGUCGUGAACAGCAAGACGCACAAGAGUUCUUUCAGAUCGUAUCGAGUGCCAUUGAUGUAGAAGGUCAAAAGAUAGCCAAAACAGAUAGAUUAGGAGGAGGACUGAAGGAUGUAUUGAGCCCACCUCAAAGCAUUGUUCAUUGGAUCCACCGAAAAAGACCAAAGCAUCAUGCGGAAAACCCUUUUACAGGCUUAUUGGCCAACCGACUAUCUUGUAUGCAAUGUGGAUAUACUGGGGCCAUUCGUCAUUUCUCUUUCAAUAAUAUUCAACUGAAUGUACCCAACAAAUACACGACAACACUUCAAGAAUGUCUGUCUCAGUUUACAUCGAUGGAAUAUUUACAAGACGCAAGUUGUCGUAAAUGUUCGUUUGAAAUCACUGUCAAAUCACUAGAAGCAGACAUUGAAAAACUCCAAUAUCAGUCCAAGAAACUUAAGAAGUCAGACGUGAAAAAGAAAAGAGAAUUAGUUGUUCAGCUUGUGAGUCUAGAAAAAGCAAAACAACAAGUUGAAUAUAGGCUGAAGAUGGGACGUAUAGAAGAAGAAGACGAUCAAGACAGACUCCCAUUGUUACGAUCUGUUAGUCGAAUGAGUAGUAAACAAGUCAUGCUUGCUAAACCACCCAAGAUUUUGUGUUUGCAUAUCUCUCGUUCUGCCUUUUUAAACACAGGUGCCGUGUAUAAAAAUACCUGCCAGCUUAUGUUUCCUGAAUAUUUGGAUGUUUCGCCUUUUAGUACGAAUGGCACUCUGCAUACACAACCCAACGUGCCUAUAUCCAUACCCGAAAAGAACACGACUUAUUAUCGAUUGAUGAGUGUCAUUGUUCAUUAUGGCAGUCAUAGCUUUGGCCAUUAUGUGGCAUUCAAACGAAGAAUAUUUGCAGAUCAGUGUCAAUGUCAUGGUUGUCAGGGAGAUGGACAGCCAGAAGAAUGGAAAUGUCAAAAUACUUGGUAUCGUAUCUCAGAUUCCAAAGUAGACGAAUGCUCAUUGGAGGAUGUCCUAAGGUCCAACCCUUAUAUGCUCUUGUAUGAACUAACAGAGGAAGAACAAGAAGUAGCAUUGUCUGAUGACUCGUCUGAGGAGGUAGUCAUUGACUAUAAUAUACCAACAAAAGAUGAUGCUACGAGAGAAGCAUUAAGGAUAGCUAAUUCGUUGAUGAUGGGAGAUCAACAUGAUAUGCUGCUGGCAGCUAAUAAGGGUACUGCAGUGGCAUAG